Molecule: messenger RNA, 2559 nt
Organism: Ictalurus furcatus (blue catfish)
Lineage: Eukaryota; Metazoa; Chordata; Actinopteri; Siluriformes; Ictaluridae
Gene: gatd1
Product: glutamine amidotransferase class 1 domain containing 1
Exons: 7
Coding region: 620-1261 (213 amino acids)
Source: RefSeq, a predicted model, not a curated record
AGCUAAAGCAAAGCGCAGAUGUGUCGUACUGUGUACACUACGACAGUAAUGGAAUUACCUACAUUUACAACAAAAGUAGAAAACCAGAAAAGAAACAACAACACAGCUCAUAUGUGCAAGUUGGCUCACAAGGUUAACUGAAAAGAUCCGAUUCAAAGAGUCGACUCGUUCGAGAAUGACACACCGCUCUAAAGCAGGGCUGCGACCGCAAAAACUGUCCAGUGUCUCACGCUGCAUUGUUAGUACCACGUCCGUGUUUUAAUAGUUCACUACAACCCGCUGUAUCUCCCAGUACGAACUCUAAGAGUGCGUUAUUCAAGACGCAGCUUAUAUCUACUUCUUUCCGUUUGCGUUUGCAAGCGGAACUACAGCUAUGACUUCAGUUUCGAGACGGAGCAUUUAGUCUGCGGAACUAGUCUUAGAACCCUGUAAUAGAUUGAAGUAUUAUGUAUAAGGCUAUGAAUAAAGCUUGCUGUGCUGUCUAAUCGCGUAUCUUGCUUGAUUUUCGCUUUGUUAAUGUACCUUAUAGACUGUCAUCACUGCUGUUAGCUCUUGAGAAGUCGUUAGCUAGCAAGGUUUUUACAGCAGUGAGGACUGUGAAUUGAGUGCAAAGAACAAAAUGACAUCCAAACCCACCUGCCUUAUUGUGGCCAGUGCAACGCCUCAAGGGGUGUCGGCUCGGUCCUUCCAGCAGUGCUUCUCUCUCUGUAGUCCUGUGUUUAACCUGCAGACAGCUACACCAGGGGGGAAAACUAUUGACUUCAUCGGGAUUGAUGAAAACUCAGCUCGAUGGGUUCAGGAUUUCAGUGUCAAACCAUACGCCACUCCUGCCAAACUGGAGUCUAUUGAUGGUGCCCGCUACCAGGCUCUCCUGAUCCCAGACUGCCCAGGAGCUUUGAAAGACCUUGCUCACAGCGGCUCACUGGCACGCAUCCUCACACACUUCAGCUCUCAGAAGAAGCCUGUGUGUGCUGUGGGACAGGGUGUUUCUGCACUUUGUUGUGCCACAGAGGAACAGAAAUGGAUAUUUAGUGGAUACAGUCUGACCGGACCCUCUGUGUUUGAGCUGGUGCGCUCCCCAGAUUUUGCCAACCUUCCUCUGAUUGUGGAAGACUUUGUGAAAGACAACGGCGGCUCCUACACAGCCAGUCAAGAGGACGCACUGCAUGUGGUUCUGGACCGCCACCUAGUGACUGGUCAGAAUGUUCAGUCUACCACAGCUGCAGUCAACAACCUAAUCCUGCUGUUUAACAGCAGAUGAAACCAUCACCUUUUCAGGUGCACAGCAGUGUUGACCAAUGAGCCUGGAAUACUUUGGGGGGUGGGGGGGGACCAGUCACUCUGAUAUUCCUGCUUUUGAAAGCAAUUUGUCUUAAUACAUUCUCUUAAAUUGAUCUAAACAGGAUCUACUUAAAGAUCCCAGAGAGUUUUAAACUCUCAUUUUGUGUCUGUAGUUCUGAAGGAUUUGCAGCCUUAAAGUUGCUAACAAGCUAUAAAAACUGAUAGUUUACAAUUAUAGAUCGAACAAACGUUGCCUGAAAAAUGACCUUAAAGCAAUGCAGUGUUACAUUUGUGUUGCCUAAUAAUUGGUGGCAAUUUCUCAGUCCGCACAGGAUUUCACAGAGCUUUUUCGUGAUUGUUGUUGUCAAAAUUGCUUGAUUUUGCUGCAUGUUUUUCAAAAUUUGCAGAGGUUUUUUUUUUUGUGUGUGUGUGGUUUUUUGGUGAAAUUGCAAUUGAACAAAAUUGUUUUGCACGGUCUUUCGCAGUGAUGUUUGUUGGUAAAUGAGGCCUUUUUAAGCUGUAUUCAUGUUCGACGCAUGUGAAUCGAAGAGGGCUUUGGCUGAAUGUGUAUUGUGAUGACGUCACAUGAUCAAAUCUGCGGUAAUUGAAAAAUUGCAAGCUCCUCAGAAUAUUGCGGAGUUUGUUUUGAUUUUUGCCUUAAUUUCUGCGAUCGCAAAAUCCUAGAGGGACCGAUUUAUACAUUCAGCAACUGUAGCCUGGUGUCCGUAUGAAGCGGUAUAAAUUAUAGUACAAUUUAUUGUUGAACCAAUAUUUUGUUUAAAUAUUGUGCAAAUUCACCAUCACAUGUAGAUACAUACAGUAUACAGUUAGUUUCACAGUUCUCUCAGGACGUCAUGUGAUCAUCCUGUAAAACACUGGCUAAAGUAUAAAUAACAUCAGUGUUGGCAUGGAUAGUGCCAUGUGGUAAAAAGAAGUGUUGGUGCAUAGAGAAGACUAACGUGAGCGUCUCUUCCAUCAAAGCUCGACACGUUUCUGUCAACGUCACUGAUAGUGUUGAUGUGAGUAGAUGAAGACUACUUCAUCUACUUGAAGACUACUCUAUAUAUCUACAUAUCUAAUGUUUUGAGCCCAAAACCUGUAUCUCUGUGAUUAUGUCCUGCCUUUAGUUGAAAUAGUCACAAAGCUGUGAUCGCUGAAAUUGUACCAAUUACAGUAUUGUACAUAUAAUAUCCAUACAAAUAAAGAAUGCUAAUAAAGCAUGUAUUGUCGCUGAUUUUUUAUACAAACUAAGAUUAAAAUAUUUCAUAAAAUGAAUCA